Messenger RNA from Bombyx mori (domestic silkworm), 8778 nucleotides. RefSeq names its product zinc finger protein 883. The record is from RefSeq and is a predicted model, not a curated record. NCBI's taxonomy places the organism in Eukaryota, Metazoa, Arthropoda, Insecta, Lepidoptera, Bombycidae. Gene Ontology annotation, molecular function: DNA-binding transcription factor activity; RNA polymerase II cis-regulatory region sequence-specific DNA binding. The transcript has 3 exons. Gene Ontology annotation, biological process: regulation of transcription by RNA polymerase II. Bases 501 to 2558 code for a protein of 685 amino acids.
AUUGUUGACAGCUGUAUUUUACUGCGCUACUUGUCUCUCUCGCUCUCUUUCGCGCAGUUCACUGCGAAGUCAUUCAACAAAAUAAAUUUUAUUCUCAGUUCAUUUUAAUCCAACGGUUAUUAUUGUGCUGAUAAUCGUAAACAUAAAUUACUUAACACCAGUUAUUGUGGGAUAAAAAUGUUGCAGAGUGUAUGUGUACGUGUGAAUGCAAAAUGGUUGUGUUUUUGUAAUGCUCAAUGUUAAAACAAGGUAAUAGAAGAUGUUCUCAUUAUUAUAAGACAAAAGAUCGUCCUUCACACAUUAGUAGAGCAUUGUUGUGCAAACAGGCCUGUUAUCUGCACACCGAACGGCUAUAGGUGAUUAUUGUAAACUAUAAUAAUAUUAUCUGCAUGUACGUACGUGCGUCGCUGCAGUCUAAGCAGUGUCGCUACUAACUCUUCAACUGGUGGCGGGUUCCUAUCGCUUGCUGUAAAAUUAGUAAGCUUACUAAUGGACUAGUCAUGGCUAACGUAAAAGGUAGAGUAAAAGCACAAAAAAGUGCAAGUACUAGAAAAAAAAGUAAAAACGAGUCAUUGGCAGGUAAAAAUGACACAACGGUGAGGAGACGCUACAUUAACAAAGAAAAAUAUAACAAUAACUUAGGCAAAGAUAUAUCUGAUAAAGAACCAUCUUCAGAUGAUUAUACUGACACAGAGAUAAAGAGAAUAGAGGAGAAAAUAAAGUCUGGGAAAGACAAUAUUGUCAUGAGAAGACCGAGUGAUGUAAAGCUACUUACUACACAAGAAAGAGUUCAGUGCUUACUUCAACAUGGUCAUCUGUUUAAGGGAAAAUUUCCUGUGAGACCGCCAGGAAAAUAUGUCCCCAGUAAAAAGAGAUUGGCUGCUAUGGCUGCUAAAAUAAGACCCCCUGAGAAGGACAGAUUGAUAUCUAGAAGUGGCCGAAUAAAAAAGAAAAACAAACCUGAUUUGCAACUCUUAGACAACAUAUUGAAGAGCGAGUUAUUAAUUGAUGACAGUGCAGAAAGACAAACGAGGUCACAAACUGAAAAAAAUCCCACCAAACCCUCUAACAAUAACAAUGAAAAAAUCAGUAACCAAAAUUCCACAUCAACCUCUGAAAACAAAUCUGAUGACAAUUCAUCAACAACCAAACAAAUGACACCCGACAGUGGUGUAGUUUUGACAUUGGAGCUGUUUCAAUGUGACUACUGCAAGAAAUCAUUCAGCAGUAAAUCAUCAAUACGGAGACAUAUUUAUAUACAUCUAGAUUGGCACCCAUACUCUUGUCCCCAUUGUUCAAAACAGUUUCGUCAUCAUGUAAACAGGAGGAUUCACAUAAAGAAAAAACAUAAUAACCUAUCUAAAGAACCUGAUAAAUUUGUGUGCCAUAUUUGUGAUAAGGUUUUCACAUUGAAAGAAAACCUCAGCUUGCAUUUGGCAAGUCACGUUAGUAAUGAAAAUUCUUACAAAUGCAUUUAUUGUGACAAAAAAUUUUCAUAUCAAUUACAGUUAAAUCAACAUGAGAAGCAACAUUUGGUAACUGGUCGAUAUCAGUGCACAGUGUGCAACUUGAGUUAUGGGUGUCGUAACCGAUUAGCAAUGCAUGUCAAAAGCCACUUGAAAAUAAAAGAUUAUGUCUGCCAAUAUUGUGGUAAAGACUUUCUGAGGAUGAAUUCUAUGAGGAGACAUGUACAGAUUUGUCACAGUGGUCAUAGAAUCCAGUGUCCUAUUUGCAAAAAGAACUUAAAGGGACAUUUGACAGAGCAUAUGAGGACCCAUGAGAAACGGCGACCACAUGAGUGUCCUGAGUGUGGUCAAUGUUUCACACAAUCCACUCAACUAAAUGUUCAUCGCAGAUCUCAUUCAGGAGCACGGCCUUAUGAGUGUAGAAUCUGUGACAGAAAGUUUUCACAUUCAAAUGCCCUUAUGCUUCAUAUUCGUAGACAUACUGGAGAAAAACCAUUUCCUUGUGCUGUGUGUCCAUUAUCUUUCUCUCAACUGCCUCACAUGAAGGCACACAUGCGCAAAAUUCAUGGUAAAGAAAAUCCUUACAAGUGUCCCAAAUGUGAUCAGUUUUUCAAGUUGAAGGUACAGCUUGAGAAUCAUGCAAAGCUAUGUAAGGCUAAAAAUUUGUCACAAGAAGAAAGAAUCCCAGCUUCAUCUCGUACAGAGGAGAUUGAAGUUGAGUCUGUAAUGAGCCUGUCCCGAAUGAGGUUCCUGCUCGCUCUGCUCUUCUCUAUGAUCUUAUCCAAAGAAAGACUCAAGUUUUUAGAGAAUAUAUGUCAUUGUAUCGAGAGGCGAAACGUCGGCCGUGAAUGGGUAAUAUUGAGUUUCAACAAGCGUCUGAUUGACGAUCUUCUAGUGGAUUCCCUUGAAGCAAUGGGGCACGCUUCAUGUGUUGAUGAAAAUCAAUCUCCAUUAAGUCGUCUAAAAACUAAUAUUGAGCUGCUCUUAAAACACACUGUACCAAAAGAACAGAUAGAAAAAUUCCAGAGGGAAAAUAAAACCCUGGAAGAGCUCUUAGAAAUUCUUACUGAUGAUAAAAAGAAGAAAGAUUAAUUUAUUUAUUGAUGAAAUCAAACAGGUAAUGUUAUCACAACUUAUUCCUUAAUUAUGACACGAAUACAAAUGCAUAAGUCGUAAUAUUACCAACAUAUUAAUUUUAUUGUUAUAAAAAUAAUACAGUGCAAUAAUCCAAAGUAAAGUUGAGAAUAAUGAAAAAAUUGUAGUGUUGUAGUUUUGAUAUUCGUUUUUGUGCUUGUUUAAAAUAAAAAUAAAAACUUAGAACAAACCAAAGCAUAGGAUUAACCGUGAAAAAUUACAUUUCGUUCCUAGUUUUGAUGCCAAAGCUAUUUUAUUGGUUGUUGAUUUUUAAUAAUAUAAAAAUAUCUAUACAAGCACAAAAACGAAUUUAGGCAUUUAAGAGUAGAAAAUAGUAGUUCAAAAUUUAUGAAUAGAAAAGAUGUACGUAAAGAAAAUAAUGGAUUAAGUGCAAAGCGAAUACAUUCCCAAUUAUCAUUAUUGUACUGCGAAUGAAAUGCUUUGUGAAUACUAUAUUCCAAUACCUCUAAAUUGAUUAUAACUACAUAAUAAAUAUAUCUAUAAAUGUUAUCCGUAACAUUUCAAUUUUAAAUCUGUAUAUUUCUUGUAGUAGAGAAAUUCGUAAUGGUAAAAUAAAAUAUUUAAAUAGCAACUGGAAAACGUACAAAGACAGUAGAAAAAAAAAUUCUAAUAUUUUCAUAAUUCUAUUAAACUUAUAACUUAGUAUUUAGUGAAAAAUCUAUCAUAUUUAUAGACUACAAUACAAUACUGUUCAAGUGGUAGUGAGAACCGAUAAAUACAUAUUUUGUAUUCAAUAGCAUGUUUAAAGAAUAGAUAAUAUUUAUCAGUGUGGCUUAGUACCUAUGGUAAUAAUUUAGAAUAUGUAAGUCUAAUAUGGUGUUCGAAUGAAAAUCUCGUUAACUAAGUACAUUUAAAAACAUACUUGAUGAUCUUAUGACCAUAAAUGUUUUAAUUGGUCUGUUUGUGACCCUGAUUAAUCACAGAUCUUUAGUUUGAUUCCUUGUUAGAGUGAGUAUCUUUGUUACAACAGCACCCAGACAUUUGUGAUUUAAUAUCUGGGUGUACUAGUUUUUAUCACUAAUGUGCUUCUGGCGCCUAUAUAAUAUAGCAUUAAUAUAAAAUUAUAUCUUUGAACUUCAAUGUGAAGCGGCCAUUUAUUUAGGUAUAAGCUAGCAGUGGCUGACAGUAAAUCUAAAAUACGUGAGAGCUCUCAUUCAUUUCAACAUAUUAUUGACUAUAUUCUUUUUAUAUGUGAAGAUGUUAAGUGGUUUUCUGAGCCCAUGAAAACGUGUCCUUCGUCAUGUGCUAAAGCAAUUGUGCGUUCCGGGUUGAAGAAUGGACCUAGCGUUAUAUAAUAAUGACCUUGAACUACCUCAGGUCUCAAGGUGGGAAGAGGAAUUCACAUUGUAAUAAUUCGAUAACCAUUUAAAACUAGGCGAGCCGUCAGCUUGCUCACCCAUCUAUAUCUAUUACUGGUGGUAAGACAUCUUGUGAUUCCGCACGGGUAGGUACCACGAGCCUACGUAUUUCUGUCGCGAAGCAGUAAUGCGUUUCGGUUUGAAAGAUGGGGCCGUUGUACUGUAAGUAAACUGAGACCUUAGAACUCAUAUCUCAAGGUAGGUGGCGGCCUUUACGUUGUAGAUGUAUAUGGGCUCCGAUGACAACUGAAAAUCAGGUGGGCCGUGAGCGCGCCAACCAUCCUAAGCAAUAAAAAAACCUAGAUACUUUCAUUCUUCCAUCUUCCGUUAAAAUAUUAUUUCUGCAUUAAAACCAAAUCAGAACUACUGGCGUACAUGAUUAUCGAAAUAAACAUUAAUACUCACAUUGCAAAUCGUGUAGAUAAAACUCAUACCUGCAAUAAUAAAGGUAUUAGUGCACGAUUCUUUUGGAAAUUUUACGAAUAUUUACAGUACAUACAAAUACAGUAUUACAAUAUUUUACGGUAAUUUUCAGCAAAACAAUGUGAUUUAAAAUAGGAAAUGCCUAGGCAAAGUUAAAAUUACGGCUUUCAACUCUUUAACAACGGAUAAUAUUAGAUAAUCUUAUAGACACAUUUGUGUGCUAAGGUAUACUGACUUUUGGUAAUUUCAAAGCUUAUUUCUUGGUAUCAAAGGACAUAGCCUAUUGCUCAAGUGAAUAUGUAAUCAUUUAAGUUGUAAAGGCACGUUUAGAGUACCAGUAAGAAUGCUUAGAUUUAAGCUUGAAAUGCGGCGUUGCAUUAAAUUUUGUCAUUAUUUAGAACGUACCGCAAUGUAAUAUUUUGGAUCUGUAGUUCAAAAGUGGCAUUUACACUACAGUCGUAUCAAUACGGCUUUGUGUGCUUAGUGCAAGUUUUUAGCGUUCUCGAUAACGUAAAAGUUAACUCAAGUUUGUAUCGAGUUGUAACGUUUGCCUGCGUUUGCCGCUAGGGGCGCUGUUCCAACUGCAAACAAAUUUGCGUUAACUUUGACGCUAUCGAGAACGUUAAAAAACUCGGGUUAAGCACACUGGUAACCAUUCAAUACCAAACGAUCCAUGAGCUCUUCUUUGACACGUGAAUACAGUGAUUAAAAACCACGUUAAACGAUAUCGCAAUAGUUUAUGUAAGAUUGUAAGUCCCCACAGGCAGCUACCGUCAUCCGGCUUAUUUCGUGUCGCCGGGGUAGUCAAGCGUUGUGAUUUGAAGCUACACACUUCUGUCUCAAGUGGGCCGACGACAUUCACAUUAUACUGAACAUCUGAUGCAAUGCUAAAAUGAAUGAUCUCUUAAUUUUCAAGGCAUUGCGUUAUUCAGAGAUUAAAAUACACAGGAAUCACAUGCGCUGUCCUUAACGUUUACAAAUCGAGCAUAAUAUGAAUACGCCUUUAGUAAUUUGUGAAAUAGAUUAUAGGCCGGGAGCUAGUAAAGGUAAUUUUGAGCAAAACAAAAUUAAACAAUGAAGACGUUUUCUUAAAACAAAACAAAAAAAAAAGAAUGAUAAUCUAGGCUAAUGAUUGUACAAAUGCACAAAGAGCUUUACGGAUUUUAUAUUUCCUUUAAGACAUUCACGAGAUUUUCAUUCAAAAUACUUUAAACUAUUUUUAAUCAUAAAAAGUCGUGUAAGAAGCUUUCGUUUCUAACUCCGACCAGCUCAAGUUGAUUCACAGGAAUCCGAAGUCUUUGGGUAUUCCUUACUUAUAAGUAUGCAUAAUUAUGAUGGUAUGGUGGUCACCAGUCGGUUUAAAGACUUUUUGACCAAAGAAAAUUUCAUUUGAUACGCUAACGACAGUACAAUGUUUUGAGAAGUUAACUGGAUUAGGCGACGAGCGACAUAUUACGAAUCAACAAAUAAAUAUAUUAAAACAAGAAGAACAUAACAAGAUAACAACAUAAUAAUACUCGUAAUAUGUUUUCUGCUAUAAUUUAAAUAUGGCAAUCGAUUUUUUUCAAACGUCAUUGUUGCCAGCGUCGAGUAUACAGUUUCAAAAAGUUCGCCCUCAGUGUGCUUAGUCGGUUUAGAGUUUUUUAACUUCUCAAUCGCGUAAAAAUUAACUCAAAAUUAUAUGGAGUUGGACAGCCUCCCUUCGUUUGCUGCUAGGGAAGCUGGUCAAACGCCAUACAAAUUUGAGUUAACUUUUACGCUAUCGAGAACGUUAAAAACCUCGCACUAAGCACCCUGUUGACUUGUUUCGUUCAGAAACUUUAAACGGAAUAGAAAAUGUAUAAUUAUGUAUAAAAAUUUAAUUACAUAUUUGCAAUAUAUUGUAUUGUACGAUUUGAAUUUUCCCUUUAUAGAAAUAUUAAGAACUAGAUUGAAAUACGUCUAAUAAUCAUCUACGGGGAAUGUAUUCAUUCAUUUAGAAAUUAAAUAAUAUUUUUAUUAAUUUAGGAUAUAAUUUUCGAUUUCUUAAAAUGUAAGAAAAGUGUUUUGUGGUGUAAAUUUUCAUACUACGUGAUUCUUUAAGUGUUUAACCCACUUUGGUUAAAGCUUCCUCCAAAUAAAAUUAUAUUUGCUUGCCAUUAUUAAAUCUUGAAGUGAUCUUCCCAAAGAUAAUAUUGAAUAGUUUUAAUUGCAUUUUAUGUUUUGUUAUUAAAAUAAUUAUUGUUUUAAUUUAUUUUAUAUAAAUCAUUCCGGUGGUUAGUUGUAUGUGCCAUUUCAUUGUUUGAUGGUUGAUUAAUUAUAAUUAAUUUUAAAUUAAAUUAAGUGUGUUUGUUUCUAAAAUAAUUAUUUUACUUUCUGAUACAUUUUUUUUAUUAAAUAAUAAACACAAUAUUCCUGUAUUAAUCUAAUUAAUCUAAUAUUUUUAAUAGUACGUUCUCACAUUGCUCAUGGGUAAAAGGUGUUUAAAAUGUUAUCCAUAAAUUCAUGAGUAAUAUUUAGAUGUUUGGUAUAUACUCUGUAAGUACUAAUGAUGUCACUACAGUGUAUGAUGCACAAAGUUUUCUUUUUGGCAUUGAUUAACAUGUUUUUGAAUUAUAGAUCUAUCUACUAAUGUUAAAAUCACAAUAUUAUUAUGUUGAUUUCUCAGAAGUAUUAGUACAUAGACGCAUCGUCUGAUGUUUGUAUGUUGGUACUAUGGUGUCCUUAACUAAGCUCAAAAAAAUGUUGGUACAUGAAGAAAUUUCUUAUUAAUUAUGUAUAAUAGAUACUGAAGAAAACGUACGUACGUACGUAAGAUUACCUUUUAGAAAGAAACUGUUAUGUAUUUUCUCAGGGAAAUUUUAAGGUAGUGCUCUGUAUGAAUAAGAUGCUGUUGUCUUCAAAUAUCAAAAUAUCUUUGCUCGAUUUGACUCUAGAAUAAUUCUAACUAGUGUUCUUUAUUUCCUUGCUACUAUGUUAGUCUGUGAAGCACAACAUAUUGUAGUUAUGUUGUGAGUUUAUUAUUACCGAUCCCAUUGGACUGUUGAAUUAGACAUUGAAUUACUUGGGAGAGUAUUGGGUGACUAUUAAAAAAAUAGUGUAAAGAGAGAUGGUAGCACACACUCCAACAAUUCAGAAGGAAUAAAAUAUGUGGCACUUUCCCGGUUUCUGGUUACUGGUUACUGGUGGUAGGACCUCUUGUGAGUCCGCGCGGGUAGGUACCACCACCCUGCCUAUUUCUGCCGUGAAGCAGUAAUGCGUUUCGGUUUGAAGGGUGGGGCAGCCGUUGUAACUAUACUUGAGACCUUAGAGCUUAUGUCUCAAGGUGGGUGGCGCAUUAACGUUGUAGAUGUCUAUGGGCUCCAGUAACCACUUAAUACCAGGUGGGCUGUGAGCUCGUCUAAGCAAUAAAUAAAUUUUUUUAUUGCUUUUAUCACACUCUGCCUCAUAAUUUCUCAGUUGAUUUGUAGGUAACGUUUGUACGUAAAAUCAUGAGCCGGUGUAUACAGCGUCGUCUUAAUGUAACAGUUAAACCGGGCGUAGUCAGAGUGUAAUUUCAAUAAUCUGUGCUACCAUUUUUGCUUGAUAGAGCAAAAAAACAUACAAACUGUUACAUUUAUAAUAUUGUAGUACCGUUAAAAAUAUUUAUACGUUUUCCGAAUCAACCUACCAUCGUGAUUUUCCUGAAACACGACACUGUUAUUUAGUUAAGUGGUCGGUGACCCGCGGCUCUGGCUUCUCGCCUACAGCAGACAGCUCCUCCGCGAAAUGUUUAGUUCAGGCACGGAUAUUAUUUAUUGUCUUGCCUUGAGACGAGUAAAAAUUUUUGAAACAAAACUAAAAAAAUGGCUAUGAAUCAAUUUAAAUUGUGUUUUAACUAUAUAUGGCUUUUUUGGUCUACAAGUUUGCCGACCACCACUGAUCUAGUUAGUAGGCAAUUAAUUUGAAACAACAGUUCGAUGGGUAAGGCUUAAAAAAAAAACGUAAAAUAAUGAAUCUUGUAUGUAAUAGAAAAAAAUUAGAUACUUUUAUUUAUUCUUUGGGUGACAAAAAAUACCAGUGCCAUUAUCUUUUUAUUUUUUAUUUGAUGGACGAAAAUUGUUCACAAUAUUAACUUGUUAAUUCAUGUUUGCAAAAAUAUCGAAUGCUUCUGUGUCCGCAAAAUUCGAAAUAAAUUAAACCAAAGAGAGAAGAUAUUUUAGGGCGCGUAUUAUUACAUAUAUUAUUCCAAACAUUUGUGCAACUUACGACCAGUGUUCAAUAACAAUAAAAAAAAAAUUACACAUUUAUCACAUUUAACAAAUGAUUAUUAAAUGCUUGUGAAAUACAUUUUGUUGAACACUGAUCCGAAGUACCAAAGAGUAAAAAAUAAAAUAAAUGCAUAGUUUUAACAAAUA